AAGAGAGGAAGGGGCCGGGGCCUAAAUGAUGAAUCCAAAAGGCAAAGCUGAGUGAGAUGAGAUGCAAUUAUUCAUGCCAUAGAUUUCAUCCUAAGCAAUUCCGAAACAAAAUUCUCCCCCACAAAAGCAGAAAAAGAGAAUGGAGAGAAAGAAAGCAUAAUAUAAACAUCAUUUGCUUAAAAAAAAAUUUAGGUGACUGAUUCCCACUCUCAUUGGGAUAGGCAUAAAGGAAAAGACCCUUCCCCCUCAUUUUCUUUCCUUCUCUCUCUCUUUAGUCUCUUUUAUCCUUCUUCCACUUCUCUUCCUUUCUCUCUCCAUGAGACACCUAUAGAGGGGAGAGAGUGUGAGAGAUAGAAAGAGGAGCCAUGAAAAACACCAUAAGAUGCUGUAUCUCUUGCAUUCUACCAUGUGGAGUUCUCGACGUAAUUCGCAUAGUUCACACCAAUGGCCGCGUGGAAGAGAUCAGUGGGACAAUCCGAGCUAGCGAGAUCAUGAAGGCUUACCCUAAGCACGUCCUCAAGAAACCCUCUUCUUCCUCGGACGAUGGCUGCGUCCCAAAGAUUGUGAUAGUCCCUCCUGACGCAGAGCUUCAACGUGGAAAAAUAUACUUCCUCAUGCCUGUGCCUUCAAACCCAGAAAAAACUCGAUCAAGAUCAUCAACGAGAAAGAAAAGAAGAGAGCCCGAUAGCAACGCCAACAACGCUAUGGCCAUGACGAACCUAUUGAUAUCAGAUCAAUACUUGACUGAAAUACUCUCGGAGAAGAUUUCCACGCAAAGAGAUCGUAGGCGAGGUCGUGUUGGCGUGUGGAGGCCUCACUUAGAGAGCAUUUGUGAGUCACCAAGUGAUGUCUAAUGGCGGAUUUUGGUUCUUCUUGUGAUUCAUAUUUUAAGGUUCAUCCAUUAGGGUACUUCAUAAUUCCCAUUUGUUUCUUUCACUUCUUUUUUUUUAUCGUUCUUCUGCUUCUGCUGCUGCUUCUUCAACCUGUUUUUGCACUUUUGUUUAUGGCUGUAUAUAUAGGCAUAUAAAAGAAAAAUAAUGCAAUAUUCUAUCA
Messenger RNA from Juglans regia (Persian walnut), 1053 nucleotides. RefSeq lists its product as uncharacterized. The coding region runs from base 366 to 854 and encodes 162 amino acids. Lineage: Eukaryota; Viridiplantae; Streptophyta; Magnoliopsida; Fagales; Juglandaceae. The record is from RefSeq and is a predicted model, not a curated record. The transcript has a single exon.